UUUACCGUGGAGUCUGAGCUGGGUGUAACCUAACUAGCUAGAGGAUAUGCAAUUCCUGAUUGACAGCAGGACCAGCAUUAUGCAGAUUUUGUAAGAGAGAACAGCAGCUCAGAAACAGUGAUUAGGGGCUCUUAGGAAUCACUACAUUCACCACUCAUAUCUUUAGUUUUUCAUUUUUCUGUCUACUGGAUUUGUAAACAAAUAGUACAAAACAGUUCCUCUUUUGUUUUUAUUAAAGUGAUACUGCAGUGCAGUUUCAGUCUAUCAGCUAGGCAAACGUGUCGGAAUUCGAUAUUCUCCCUAAAUUAGCUAAUUUUUAGCUGUGUUCCAUGCUUAUCUCUAGACCUUUGUGUAUUAAAUCCUACCUCGAGCUGUUCUCUUUACACACAAGUGUGUUUUGCUUGUGCCUUCCUGUCUUCUUCAGUGAGAAGCUUUAUGUAGGUCAGGCUUGGCUUAAGCAGAUUUCCUGAACCUGCGUCAGCUUAAGCUGGAGGAAUUUUAAUAAACCCUCCCCUGUAGGCGUGGGCCUAAAUGAGGCUAGCCUAGUUAAGCCUGAUCUUCUUCUGUUUGUGAAAAGAGCUGAGCAGAGCUGAAGGCUGCAUGGUGGUUUCAGAAACUGCCUACUUAAUUUGAAAAGAACAAUGGUAGGAAAAGCUAGAUCUUCCAAUUUUACCUUAUCUGAAAAGCUUGAUUUGUUAAAGCUUGUGAAGCCAUAUGUUAAAAUUCUGGAAGAACACACUAACAAACAUUCAGUAAUAGUGGAAAAGAAUAGAUGUUGGGAUAUCAUAGCAGUUAACUAUAAUGCAAGUGGAGUAGACCGCCCUCCUCGAACAGCGCAGGGCCUACGCACUCUUUACAAAAGGCUCAAAGAAUAUGCCAAACAGGAGCUAUUGCAGCAAAAAGAGACCCAAUCAGAUUUUAAAAGCAAUAUUUCUGAGCCAACCAAGAAAGUUAUGGAGAUGAUUCCCCAGAUUUCCAGUUUUUGCCUGAUAAGAGACAGGAACCACAUACAAAGUGCAAACUUGGAUGAGGAAGCACAGGCUGGUACAAGUUCACUACAGGUAAUGUUGGACCACCAUCCAGUUGCUAUUACAGUGGAGGUGAAGCAAGAAGAAGACAUUAAGCCUCCUCCUCCACUGGUUUUAAAUUCUCAACAGAGUGAUACUUUAGAGCAAAGAGAAGAACAUGAAUUAGUACAUGUUAUGGAAAGAUCUUUGUCACCGUCACUUUCCUCUGUUGAUAUGAGAAUGACAUCGUCUCCAUCUUCUAUCCCAAGGAGAGAUGAUUUUUUUCGGCAUGAAAGUGGAGAAAAUUUUAGGUCACAGUUAGGGUGUGAUCCUCAGAUUCUGCAAAUGCUGAAAGAGGAGCAUCAGAUAAUUUUAGAAAAUCAAAAAAAUUUUGGAUUAUAUGUUCAGGAGAAGAGGGAUGGAUUGAAAAGAAGGCAGCAGCUAGAGGAAGAGCUGCUAAGAGCAAAAAUUGAAGUGGAGAAGCUGAAAGCAGUUCGCUUACGGCAUGAUGUAUCUGAAUAUAAUAGUCUCUAAGAUUUUUUUUGCAGUCUUGCAAUUUGAUAAUUUUAAUUUUGGCCAAAUUACUUUCAUUUGGGAAUAUCUUGAAGCAGAGUACAUAUUCUUUUUUUUUUGUUGGCCACGCCUCAUGGCAUGUAUGAUCUUAGUUCCCUGACCAGGGAUUGAACCCACACCCCCUGCAGUGGAAGCACAGAGUCUUAACCACUGGACCACCGGGGAAGUCCCAGAGUGCAUAUUCUUAAAAAAUAUUGUUAAUCUCUAUUAUGAAAAAGGCUCUUUUGACAUGAUUUUCUAAUUAUUUAAUUUUCCUUUGAUAUAUAUUAAAACACUGAUUGGUAUGGUUAUAAAUUUUUUUGUCUUCCUCCGAUUUUUUUCCUAAGAUGUUUUAAUUGUUAGCCUUACAAAAGAUGUUUUAUUUUGAUUAUUAACAUAUACAUAAAUAACAUAUAUAAAUACAUAAGUAUUCUGUCAAAGUUCUGAAUCUUCAACAUUUUUAAUUAGCACUUUGAAACUGUAUGUAGUUCAAAGUUUUUAAGUCAAUCUAAUUUAGAAGCAAUACUAGCCUAAUAGAAGCUUGUCUGUAUGACAUUGAUUUUUAUGCUUUCAUUCUUUGACGGAGUAAGUCCUAGGAUUUUAGGGAUGGAAGGUAUUUGGAGAACACUUUUUCCCAUCUCAAUUUUGAGGUAAUGAAACCGAGGUCCAGGGAGAACUCAAUGAUUUACUUGAUGUAACAAAGCUCUUUAUGGCAGAGCAAUGACCAGCACUCAGUUUUUGUUUCUCUGUAAUUAUUUUCCCCCUGCUAUUCCACAGAAGUAAAAAUACACAAAAAUAUCCUACAUGUUAAAAAAUUAGAAACAUUUAUUUCAUUAAAAUUGCUUUUAAAAAUUGGUGGGUUAUGAAAUCAGGGGAAUUGUGUCAAUUACCCCCUUCCUCCUCCUCCUUUUUUUGUCCAGCAAAAUAAGAUAUUCUAUUGGAACUGUUAUGUAUUUUGACUACAAGAUUUAAUAUGUCAAUUCAUUUGCAAUGUCUUAGUCUGAAAAAGAUUUCUUUCACAGUAAAAUCACAGUAAAAACUUUAAU
Physeter macrocephalus (sperm whale) is the source of this 2605-nucleotide messenger RNA. RefSeq names its product fibrinogen silencer binding protein (gene FSBP). Bases 642 to 1541 code for a protein of 299 amino acids. Lineage: Eukaryota; Metazoa; Chordata; Mammalia; Artiodactyla; Physeteridae. Gene Ontology annotation, cellular component: nucleus. The record is from RefSeq and is a predicted model, not a curated record. The transcript has 2 exons.